This is a messenger RNA of Aspergillus pseudonomiae, 978 nucleotides long. RefSeq lists its product as uncharacterized. Gene Ontology annotation, molecular function: acyltransferase activity, transferring groups other than amino-acyl groups. The transcript has a single exon. The record is from RefSeq and is a predicted model, not a curated record. Lineage: Eukaryota; Fungi; Ascomycota; Eurotiomycetes; Eurotiales; Aspergillaceae. Bases 83 to 850 code for a protein of 255 amino acids.
UAUUCCUCCGUACAGCAAUAUCACACUCCAUACCUCGUAAGACAGACACAUAUCCCAGUGACAAAAGAACUCGACCAGCACAAUGCCACUACAUAUUGAAUCCAUUACCCAAGCCGACAUCCCACGCAUGGUCGACAUCCAACAGAUGGCCAUGGGAGCCAGUGCCUUCUUCCGCAGUACAGGCGAUGUGUCCAACAUAGACGGGACACCGGAAGAGGUAUCGGCGUCGCCUUGCAGGGCAAACAAGAUAUCUCGAGUCUCGGAGAACUGGGAUAAAGAUCCCACCUGUUAUUUUUUGAAAGCUGUUGACGACGACUCGGGGGAGAUGGUUGCGUUUGCCAAGUGGCAUGUUUACCAUGGGGACGAGGGACUGACGAAAUGGCGCGCUUCUGUGAGAACGGAUGAGGGUAUGGAGAUCCCGACUGGGGCAAAUGAGGAAGGCUUUCGAUUUUGCAAGGGAAAAUUACUGGAGAAACGGAGGGAGUUCUUUGGAGAGGAGGGGAGAGAUCAUUGUUGUAAGUUCUGUGCGCUGCUGCUUCUAAUGGGCCUCGUGUUGAUUGCCAACGUAGUGCUGGCAUUGCUGGCUACGGAUCCUCGUUAUGAGCGUCGUGGAGCAGCUUCUCUUUUAACGCAGUGGGGUUGUGAUAUUGCCGACAGACUUGGAAUUGAGUGCUACCUUGAGGCCUCGAAGAAGGGAUACCCGGUGUACAAGAGAAAGGGGUUUGAGGAGAUAUCUUCCCAGGAGGAAAAAAAUACUGUACAUUUUGACGCGAGUAGAUUUACAGGCCGGGGAGGGAGUGAUGGUGACUGGGUGAACUUGGUCUGCAUGGUGCGAAAAUAUGCUCAAUGAAUUGAGUCAAUGUAUAUACAGAAAACAACCCAGACCAGCCCUACUACCUAAUUAAAACAUCCAAAACAACCGACUUUCGCUCUUCAACCACAACCCUAAUCCCUUCCCUCAGCACUUCAUCCAACUCC